AUGGAAGUCCAAAUUCCUUCCCCGUCUGUCUUUUUGAAGAAAUCUCCUGUCCUCACUCCCGCCCCCAGUGUACCAGCCAAACGACCUGCCGUCACCAAACCAAAAGCCAAUGCUGUCACCAGACCUUCCCUUAAACCUACCCCGGCGGUUCAGGAUGGUGCGGUGACGAAACCAAAGCAGAGCAAGAGCCGAAAUGGCUGUAUGACCUGCAAGAAGAAGCGGUUAAAAUGCGAUGAGACGAAGCCCUCGUGUGUGCAAUGCCAGAAGCGGAGCGUUGUGUGCGAGGGAUACAAAAAGGACUACAAAUGGCGAGGUUUUGAUGAAACCACCUUCACUUCCAAACCUCCUCCAAAAAGGAAGACCUUCCGAUCUAGUUCUUUCGCCCACGACCAUAACACUACUCGCCCGCUCAACAUCGCACCUGGCGACCGACAUAACCCGCGACGUACUGGGCCUGAAGACUUGGGCUCUCCGCAGACAUGGUCGCCAGGUCUUCAUUCGGCCUUUGCCACAGCUACCCACGCCUUCCACGGCCAUGAUCGAGGUCAAGGCUCAUCCUUCUUUCCACAGCAACGAGGAGAUAUGAAGAUCGAGAGUGCCCUCUCGCCGACUUUCGGCCUCACUCCUAGUUCUGCCUAUAUCCCUCCGUUUGACGCCGAAGACAUGUCCCCUGUCCUCUCGUAUGGCGAUCACCCCGACCCAUACAGCUUUCUGACGACAACCAACACCUCGUCAACAAAUGACAAUAAUAGUACCAGUUCCUUCUCCUCUGGAUCUCCCCAGCUUAUGGAUUUACUCCUCCCGGGGACCGAUAUGAACCGACCGCCAGAUCCGUCAGAGAUGCGGCCUCCCAUAUCUCCUCUAUCUUAUCAACCUGCCGACUUUGAUUCCAGCCUGGAGAUGGACGAAGACUUUGAUGAGGAAAUAAUCAGGUCUGACGCCAUCGCUACCACGUCCGCAAUGCCCUCAAUCACAGUUCCUACCCCGAUGCCUAUUCUCGGCCUUGGCUCAGCAACCGUGACAUGGCAAAGUUUCCGGGCAGCCUCGCCUACCCCUAGUGCAGUAUCGACACCGUCUUCCAAAUCCAGCGAUAUGACAAUCCUAGCACAGCCAGUCUGGGGCCCCGAGUCUGCCGAGAUGCUCAUGCUCCGUUUCGACAAGCAAACAUGUGGUAUCCUAUCCGUCAAAGAUGGCCCAACAGAAAACCCCUGGCGGACGUUGAUCUGGCCGCUAGCCCGCGAAUCUCCCGCUCUAUACCACGCCAUCUCGUCGAUGACGGCUUUCCAUGGCGCACACGAAAUGCCAGAUCUGCACAUGGCAGGCAUGUCGCACAUGACCAAAGCAGUCAAGGAGCUCGCGUCCGAGAUCGAGAACAUGCGACUUGAUUCAGCCCUUGCAACGUCCCUGGCGCUGGCGUUUAGCGAAGGUUGGGACAGCCACGUGAGCACCGGGGUACAACAUCUGCGCGGCGCAAAGGUCAUGGUCAAUAAUGCCAUUGUCAAGCAUCGACGAGAUAUGCAGCUUGGUAAGAUGACAACCCAGGACGCCGGCCGCCUCAAAUUUCUCUGCAACACCUUUGUCUACAUGGACGUUAUCGCCCGGUUGACAUCGUUAGAAGAAUCCCAUGACUUGAACUUUGAAGAGAUCCUGGGAACAGUGAAUGCCCCAUUCAGCGAACAGGUUGAGGUAGACCCCUUGAUGGGCUGCGCGACCACACUUUUUCCGUUGAUUGGGCGUGUUGCCAACCUAAUCCAGCAAGUUCGCAAAACCGAUUCGAAUUCGUUAACGCUGGUAUCUACCGCAAUGGAGCUGAAAGAACAGCUACAGCAAUGGCAAGUUCCCAACAUCGUGGCUUUUGAGCGACCUGAGGACCCAAAUUCGGAGGUGCAGCACUCAAUCCAGACUGCCGAGGCCUACCGUUACGCUACACUACUCUAUCUACACCAGGCUGUCCCUGAGAUUCCCAGUGACCCUGCUCAAAGUCUCGCGAAGAAAGUUCUCAUCACGCUCGCCUCGGUACCCUUAUCGUCUCGUGCAACAAUUGUUCAAAUCUUCCCCUUGUUCGCGGCAAGUUGCGAAGUCACAACCCCAGACGACAGAAGCUGGGUCCUCCAACGAUGGGCGGCGAUGAUGACACGCCUGAAGAUCGGCAAUGUCAAUUCUUGCUGGCAGGUGAUUCGGGAAGUGUGGAGCCGGCGCGAUGCGUACGAGAGUGAGAAAGCCAAUCGAUUACUGAGGCGGUAUAACUCUCGAGGUGCCCCUGGAGGGAGCUUCGUACCACCAAUCCUCAACAUGCCGCCUGGACUGAAACGAAAGGCGCACACUGUCGACGGCGCCGGGGAGGGAGAAGGAGCUUUCCAACAGGCGCAGCACCUGACUCGGACUCGAGCUCGGGGUGACACUGCCAAUGCAGUGGGAUUUGGGUCCUCCCUGACCGACGAUGAAUUCGAUACAACAGGUGGCCCACUCAAACGACGUGUGACAGUGACCCCGAUGGGCGCAGGAACGUCGACGUCGAUACCUAAUGGCGUACGCGGAAACUUUUCAGCCACGAUGCCGGCUUCGGUCCCAGCGCACUCGCGACGUCCCACAAGUGACAUUGUAUCACCGGAUCAACUUGAGCAUGAGUACACUGUGCGAGGCCGGCUCCAUUGGCUGGGUGUUAUGACAGAAUGGCAGUGGGAAGCAUAUGAGGAACCAGUAUAG
Messenger RNA from Capronia epimyces CBS 606.96, 2706 nucleotides. RefSeq lists its product as uncharacterized. The coding region runs from base 1 to 2706 and encodes 901 amino acids. The transcript has 3 exons. The record is from RefSeq and is a predicted model, not a curated record. NCBI's taxonomy places the organism in Eukaryota, Fungi, Ascomycota, Eurotiomycetes, Chaetothyriales, Herpotrichiellaceae. Gene Ontology annotation, molecular function: transcription cis-regulatory region binding; zinc ion binding; DNA-binding transcription factor activity, RNA polymerase II-specific. Gene Ontology annotation, biological process: positive regulation of transcription by RNA polymerase II. Gene Ontology annotation, cellular component: nucleus.